Molecule: messenger RNA, 177 nt
Organism: Paramecium pentaurelia
Lineage: Eukaryota; Ciliophora; Oligohymenophorea; Peniculida; Parameciidae
Source: the annotation of a GenBank genome assembly
AUGGAUAAGCUAAGUUCUAAACUAGACAAAUUUUACACAGAUUUUUAUGAAUUUGAAAUCAAUACAAGAAAAAAGUCAUCCUAAAAUCAAAUAGAUUUAAAUACUUCUUUAGAUCAACAUUUUAAAGAUCUGGAAUAUUUAGAAAGUAAAGAUUAAAGCUCCGAUUAUGAGGACUGA